AUGGCAGUAAGAGCCGCUGACAUUUUGGAUUUAAGAUCGAUAGUGACACAGACUUUUCCCCAACUUCGAUCGCAAGGUGAAAUCUACCGACACCCUCACGCCAGUCAUCAAGCUUCACAACGUCCUGCCCAUCAUUCUUUACCCUCGUCAAGUCGUAAUGGUCCAACUCCGAUGGAUAUUGACGUUAACGCUGUCUCAACUGAUCAAGAUGGUUCCAAUCCUUUUCCAGCGAUUCGACGAAUUUGCAUCUCGAAGAACUUGUGUUUUGAUUGUCUCAAGCCGUAUGACGAUGAACAUAAACGUUUACAAUUGACUAAUGGUAAACGAUCCUGUCCAAAUCAGUCUGCACGCAUUGAAGACAAGUUGAAGAUGUUACGUGAAUCGGUGUCCAACAAUUGUCCAGGUGUACGUUCAUCCUCUGUUCCAACUCAAAUUUCUGCAGUUCAAUUGGAAUUAUCGGAUUAUGAAGCUUUGCCAAACACGAUUAAAGAAGAAACUACUCAAUUGCUGGAAUCGUUUUGGUCGACUUUGCACACACCUGAUUAUGAAAGCACAAGCAAUGAUUUGGUAGAUCAAAAUGAUUCAAGCUGA
Melampsora larici-populina 98AG31 is the source of this 591-nucleotide messenger RNA. RefSeq lists its product as uncharacterized. The coding region runs from base 1 to 591 and encodes 196 amino acids. The transcript has 2 exons. The record is from RefSeq and is a predicted model, not a curated record. Lineage: Eukaryota; Fungi; Basidiomycota; Pucciniomycetes; Pucciniales; Melampsoraceae.